This is a messenger RNA of Propithecus coquereli (Coquerel's sifaka), 2914 nucleotides long. It is a transcript of the gene RAPGEF3, whose product is annotated as Rap guanine nucleotide exchange factor (GEF) 3. The record is from RefSeq and is a predicted model, not a curated record. The transcript is spliced from 28 exons. Gene Ontology annotation, molecular function: guanyl-nucleotide exchange factor activity. Gene Ontology annotation, biological process: positive regulation of GTPase activity; Ras protein signal transduction. Bases 47 to 2914 code for a protein of 955 amino acids. Gene Ontology annotation, cellular component: plasma membrane. Lineage: Eukaryota; Metazoa; Chordata; Mammalia; Primates; Indriidae.
GGCCCUGCAGAGGAGGGAGCAAGCCUGUGGUCCAGAGUGUGCUGCCAUGGCAGCUUCAGAGCUGGCGGGAUGGGCAACAUUCCAGGCAGUGGGGACAGCAUAUGUGACGGCCCAGAGGGGAGAAAUAACAUGGCAGGUUUGGGCAACUGUGGGCUGGCCAGGUGAGAGCCGCUGGCAGGUAGGGCUGGCUCUGGAGGAUAGCCCAGCCCUGAGUGCAUCGCAGGUGGGAGGCCUCCCUGACGUGGUGCCAGAGGGGACACUGCUCAACAUGGUGUUAAGGAGGAUGUACCGGUCCCGAAGCUGCUCCUACCAGCUGCUGCUGGAGCACCGGCGCCCAAGCCGCAUCCAGGGGCUUCGCUGGACACCACUCACCAACAGCGAGGAGUCCCUGGAUUUCACUGUGAGCCUGGAGCAGGCCUCCACAGAGCGGGUGCUCAGGGCUGGAAAGCAGCUGCAUCGGCACCUCCUGGCCACCUGCCCGAACCUCAUCCGAGACCGAAAGUACCAUCUUAGGCUCUACCGGCAGUGCUGCUCUGGCCGGGAGCUGGUGGAUGGCAUCUUGGCUCUGGGACUUGGGGUCCACUCCCGGAGCCAAGCCGUGGGAAUCUGCCAGGUGCUGCUGGAUGAAGGUGCCCUCUGCCAUGUGAAACACGACUGGACCUUCCAGGACCGGGAUGCCCAAUUCUACCGGUUCCCUGGGCCAGAGCCAGAGCCCACGGGAGCUCAUGAGAUGGAGGAGGAGUUGGUUGAGGCUAUGGCCCUGCUCUCGCAGCGGGGGCCUGAUGCCCUGCUCACAGUGGCACUUCGAAAGCCCCCAGGACAGCGCACAGAUGAGGAGCUGGACCUCAUCUUUGAGGAGCUGCUGCAUGUCAAGGCUGUGGCCCACCUCUCCAACUCGGUGAAGCGGGAGUUAGCUGCAGUUCUGCUCUUUGAGCCCCACAGCAAAGCAGGGACCGUGUUGUUCAGCCAGGGGGACAAGGGCACCUCGUGGUACAUUAUCUGGAAGGGAUCUGUCAACGUGGUGACCCACGGCAAGGGGCUGGUGACCACGCUGCACGAGGGAGAUGACUUCGGACAGCUGGCUCUGGUGAACGAUGCACCCCGGGCAGCCACCAUCAUCCUGCGAGAAGACAACUGUCAUUUCCUGCGUGUGGACAAGCAGGACUUCAACCGCAUCAUCAAGGACGUGGAGGCAAAGACCAUGCGGCUGGAAGAACAUGGCAAAGUGGUGCUGGUGCUGGAGAGAGCCUCUCAGGGCGCUGGCACCACGCGUCCCCCAACCCCAGGCAGGAACCGGUAUACGGUGAUGUCUGGCACACCAGAGAAGAUCCUAGAGCUUCUGCUGGAGGCCAUGCGGCCGGAUUCCAGUGCUCACGACCCCACAGAGACGUUCCUCAGCGACUUCCUCCUGACCCACAGCGUCUUCAUGCCCAGUGCCCAGCUCUGCGCUGCCCUCCUGCACCACUUCCAUGCGGAGCCCGCGGGAGGCAGCGAGCAGGAGUGCAGCACCUACAUCUGCAACAAGAGACAGCAGAUCCUGCGGCUGGUCAGCCAGUGGGUGGCCCUGUAUGGCUCCAUGCUCCACACUGACCCUGUGGCCACCAACUUUCUGCAGAAACUCUCAGACCUGGUGAGCAGGGACACGCGGCUCAGCAACCUGCUGAGGGAGCAGUGGCCGGAGCGGCGACGGCACCACAGGUUGGAAAAUGGCUGUGGCAAUGCAUCUCCGCAGAUGAAGGCCCAGAAUGUGCCUGUUUGGCUCCCCAGCCAGGAGGAGCCCCUCCCCAGCAGCAAUUGUGCCAUCCAAGUUGGGGACAAAGUCUCCUACGACAUCUGCCGGCCAGACCACUCGGUGCUGACUCUGCAGCUGCCUGUGACGGCCUCGGUGAGGGAGGUAAUGGCAGCCUUGGCCCAGGAGGACGGCUGGACCAAGGGGCAGGUGCUGGUGAAGGUCAAUUCUGCAGGCGAUGCCACUGGCUUGCAGCUAGAUGCCCGCGGUGUGGCCACAUCCCUGGGGCUCAAUGAGCGGCUCUUUGUUGUUAACCCACAGGAAGUGCAUAAGCUGACCCCACACCCUGAGCAGCUGGGGCCCACUGUGGGCUCGGCUGAGGGGCUGGACCUGGUGAGCGCCAAGGACCUGGCAGGCCAGCUGACGGACCACGACUGGAACCUCUUCAACAGUAUCCACCAGGUGGAGCUGAUCCACUACGUGCUGGGCCCCCAGCAUCUCCGGGACGUCACCACUGCCAACUUGGAGCGCUUCAUGCGCCGCUUCAAUGAGCUGCAGUACUGGGUGGCCACAGAGCUGUGUCUCUGCUCGGUGCCCGGCCUGCGGGCCCAGCUGCUCAGGAAGUUCAUCAAGCUGGCGGCCCACCUUAAGGAGCAAAAGAAUCUGAAUUCCUUCUUUGCUGUCAUGUUUGGCCUCAGCAACUCGGCCAUCAGCCGCCUGGCCCACACCUGGCAGCGGCUGCCGCACAAAGUCCGGAAGCUGUACUCUGCCCUCGAAAGGCUGCUGGACCCCUCGUGGAACCACCGGGUGUACCGCCUGGCCCUGGCAAAGCUCUCCCCACCCGUCAUCCCCUUCAUGCCCCUCCUUCUGAAAGACAUGACCUUCAUCCACGAGGGAAACCACACGCUAGUGGAGAAUCUUAUCAACUUUGAGAAGAUGCGCAUGAUGGCCAGAGCCGUGCGGAUGCUGCACCACUGCCGAGGCCACAGCAGCGUGCCUCUCUCGCCACUCAGAAGCCGGGUUUCCCACCUCCACGAGGACGGCCAGGCGUUGAGGAUCUCCACGUGCUCGGAGCAGUCCCUGAGCACCCGGAGUCCAGCCAGCACCUGGGCUUAUGUCCAGCAGCUGAAGGUCAUCGACAAUCAGCGGGAACUGUCCCGCCUCUCCCGGGAGCUGGAGCCAUGA